AUGUUUAUAUUUUCUCAAACCUGCACCCCUCAUAGCAGAAGGCUGCAUAUAGCAUAUAUGCAUGUCUUUUGACCGGAUUGGUAUGUCAUAAGGAACCAUCAAGUUUGGAAGGUCUUGAGAAUUUCCUGCAGUUUUUAUUACCUGGUGGCUUCUUCUGCCUGCUUCGUGCACAUUAUGAAAAUUCAGGUGUUAGCUGAACGUGAGCAAAAAAUUCAAACUGAAGUGAAAGAAAUCCGAAAGGUGUUUUAUUGUGAUCUCUGCAACAAGCAAUACAAAUUAGCUAUGGAAUUUGAAGCACACUUGAGCUCUUAUGAUCACAAUCACAGAAAGCGAUUCAAACAAAUGAAGGAAAUGCAUGGUGGUGGUAGUCGAGAUGAUAGGCAAAAGCGAGAACAACAGCGUCAAGAGAAAGAAAUGGCAAAGUUUGCUCAAAUUGCUGAUGCUCAAAAGCAGCAACGCCUUCAAUUGCAACAAGAUUCUGGAUCAGGAACAGUGUCCUCCGAAUCUAGAACUGCCACUGCUCUUACAGAUCAGGAGCAGAGAAAUACUUUGAAAUUUGGGUUUUCGUCUAAAGGCAGUGGUUCCAAGAUAACUUUUGGUGCCAAGAAACAAAAUGUUGCGAAGAAGCAAAGUGCCCCCCCGAUCUCCUCUAUAUUUAGUAAUGAUAGCGAUGAAGAAUAAAGGAACAUUACUCAUCCAGUGGCAUAUCAGUAUGUUGUGGCCUUUAUCUGGUUUGGUUUGCAUUAGAUGUUUUUUUAUUAAACAUUUGCCACCAUCCUCAGUUGAAGAGGAAGAAAACAUUUGUAAUUUCACGAUAAUUUGGUAGACCAAAAAUCUUAUCUGUUUAUCUGUGUGACAAUAUUAUGUUUGUAAGGAUUUUAUAUUUUUUACUUGGGUACAAUAGUUAUGUUAGUUUCCAUAGUUCCAGUGA
Molecule: messenger RNA, 931 nt
Organism: Vigna umbellata (rice bean)
Lineage: Eukaryota; Viridiplantae; Streptophyta; Magnoliopsida; Fabales; Fabaceae
Source: RefSeq, a predicted model, not a curated record